Molecule: messenger RNA, 14472 nt
Organism: Bursaphelenchus xylophilus (pine wood nematode)
Lineage: Eukaryota; Metazoa; Nematoda; Chromadorea; Rhabditida; Aphelenchoididae
Source: the annotation of a GenBank genome assembly
AUGGUGGAAGUCGGGCGCCGGAACACGUUGUGGCGAUGGAGGCUGUGGCUCGGCUUGAGACGGUAGGAUCUGAGGGGCAAUUUUGUUUAUGUCGGAUCUCAUGGCCAUGGUCAUUCUUUGAGAUAUCUUUGUGAAACAAAGCAAUGAAAAAAACGAACGAACUUUCUGGACGAAGGGUCGUUUGUUACAAGUGAAGUACCCCAAGUGCGAGGCUAAGAUUUUGAUGAAACUUGGCACAAAUUUAGAAUAAUUUUUUCUAAAAUAUAUACGAGAAUCCCAGCUCGCGCUUUGCAGAAAACAACCGAGAUUUUUAGAUCGAAAGUCGGCGAAAAUUUGACACUUUUUUUCGAAUUUCGGCACGAAAAGUUUCAUACCAAUUUCAACUGUAAAGGAUAACGUUUCUACAAAAAAUCAAAUUUUUCCGCACGAAACUGCCAAAGUUAUGGCCGAAAAGCGCUUUUCUGACCGCUCUCCGCGUUUAGCGUGCUCUCUCGGCGGCAAAAAUCGUUCGAUAUCACGGCGGAGCCGGCAAAGCGCGAGCUAAAACUUUCAGGAAUUGAUAUUUAGUCCAUACCCGACGUGUAUGCAAAAUUUAAAGAAAAUCUGAACGUCGCACUUGGAGUACUUCCCUUGUUAAAAUUUUCUGGUCUCCAAUGGGAAGCCGCAAAGACAAAUUUUGGCUUGCGCUUUGGGGUUUACUAGUCCGUUCGCAAAGUCGCUGUAGUUAUUUUGGCGAAAUGCACUUUGCGAAAACAAGAGUUCACUCUGUCUAUAAAAAUGGCUUCAAGUGCCAUCAAGAUCAAAACUUUGGGGUACCCUUUACUUCUACUAAUCGCGCCAUGCAAUUUCUUUUCGCACGCCCAAAAUUCGCUGACUCAGUUGAGAAAAGCUUGCGUCCCAGCAAUAGCCGGUUGCACAGUGCAGUCAAACGUACCCCGCAAAAAGUAAUUUUGUGCACGGUGCGGCCCACGACAAAAUGUCUACGUACUUUUGAAAAAGCGUAAUAUUACUAUUGGUAUUUUCAUAAAGUACAUGGACAUUUGUCGCGUCUCGUGCUGUGCCCGAAAACCCCCCUCGGUGGAGAUGUUCCGCAGCGAAGCGCCUGGAUCCCGAUACCGUAAUUUUCUCUUUGUCUAUCCUAUCUUGAUCUUGCAGUAGUAGAGAAAAGACAAGCGGGGUGUAGAGAGAGAGAGUGUGUUUUUGUUGUGGAGUUUUGUGUCAGGUUGAUUUGUAUUGUUGUUGUCUGCAUUGCUAUUGCAUUUUUUUGACCACCAGCCAAUCUCGUUGUUUCUUUUUGUGUUUUAGUCUAUUAGCAUGUGGAAUCGGACAUGCAUUUAGCAAAAAAAUGUCCAUGCACUUUACGAAAAUGCUAUCAGUCUGUCGGGGAAAUAAUGAGCACUCUGUCGCACCAAAAAUCGCAUCGCCAAUGAGAAAAUGAACUGUGUCGCUUCAAAAUCAAAUUGCUUUUUAACUUCAGCGACAUGAUUGUCGCAGCGACACUGCGCUCACUAUUUUCCCGACAGACCGAUAAUACUUUUUUUCCUUAUUUUCCUGCCCUCAUCCUCACCGUCUGUCCUCAAUUACAUUAAAAACGCUCGGUCUUUCCCGCAGCCUUAUGCUUAUGACUAAUUAAUGAGGCGGGUUACCCUAAUUACCCACGCCCUUUCGUGGGGGUUUGACCUGAAUUGAAAGGUGUGGGGUUCCAAAGGGACAAGGGCAGAAGCGAGCGCCCUUCUCGAGAACGCAAAGCCCUUUCCUCGAGACGGGAUGGAUCGGGGGGAACGAAGGAGACUAUCAAUUUUAUGUGUUCCAAAAACGAAAAAAACCGGCGGGGCAACGCCGGACGGGGAUGAUUGUGGGAGAGGUCUUUGGUCUUCGAUGAUUACGGCAUGACUCUAUCGGUCUGUCGGGAAAAUAAUGACCGCCAUUUGGCUGCAAUAAUCGUGUCGCUGAACUUCGCAAUGACUAUUUUUUCAAUCGUCAUUGCGAAGUUUAUACGACGGGGUUCUUUACAAUAUUUAUAUUUUCUGAAAGCCGGCUUUUUACUCUACUGCCGUGCCAAAUUUUAGCCUUCUAGCUGAAACGGCUAGCGAGAUAUGGAGAGAGAAAACAAGCGCAUUCCGAAAAAAAUAGAAAAAGUCGCGGAGAUCGGAUGUGUCCCAAAAGUAAUGCCAUGCGACAGAAUGCUCAUUAUUUUCCCGACAGACUGAUAUAAUUUUUCCAGCUGUCUCUUCUUGUCCCGUAGACCUGCGUUUUUGGAUGAAAAUUCAUUUUUCGGAUGACUUUUUUUUCUUGACCUUGUAUUAAUAGUAGCAUGUGUGUGAAACUCAAAUUUCUCAUGGUUUUAUAUCCCGAUCUGCUCCAAAUUUUGCAUACGUCUUCUCUGUCUAGUGUAUAAUUAAUUCCCAAAAGUUUUUGCUUACGAUUUACCGGCACAGCCGAGAUAUUGGUCUGUCGGGAAAAUAAUGUGGACUUAUCGCGCUUUGGUAUUUACCAUAACAGACAAUUUUUUUCAAAAAUUGAUAACGACUCAAGAUAUCUCAUGGAAAAUUAGAAAUUUUUUUUUUUUUUUUUUUUUUUGUAAAAUACGGGGCAUAGAUUUUCGACUUCUUGAGUGGGCUGUAAUGUUAUCAGUUUGUCGGGAAACUACGUUUAAACAAAAAUUAUUUUACAAAUUUCCUCAAAAUUUCCUUUGCCAUCCCCUCCAAAAUUCAGAGAUCCCAGAGGCCGGAAAUUUGGGUGAGCUUAAUCCUGUCGCCAAAAAAAUAAAGCGUAAUACCCACCGUUUAAAGCUUUGCCUUCACUGUUCUCCUAAAUCUCUUCGGGGGACGAAAGCCGGCCAAUGGAUUUAUGGGGAUGGGAUUAAGCGCAUAAAAAGAAGUUGGGAAGUCAACUCCUUCAUAUUGUUUAGAAUUUGUGCGACAGAUUGCGAGCACUUGGACACUUCUUUUUACGGGAUUUGUUUCGGGAGUUUCGGAGAGAGCGAGAGGGUUUGAAAUGCUCGUCUGUCGGGAAAAUAGUGAGCAAAAUGUUGUUGGAUGAAUCGCGUCGCUGAAGUGAAAAGUUUUUUAGCGGCUAUGCGAUUUUUGAUGCGACAAAAUACUCAUUAUUUUCCCGACAGCCUGAUGAAAGUUAUUUGAAAAUGAAAUUUUGAAAAAAAGUUUUUUUGAAAUUUUGCUUAGUAAUGAUUUUUUAUGUUUAUAUGGUGAUUACUCGACUAAGAACGUAUAGAUUUUCCUGAAAUUUUGCACAAAUGUUUUCUGUAGGCUAUAGAUAAAUUCUUGAAAAUUUCAGCUUGCACUUUGCAAGCGUUGCCAAGAUAUUCAACGAUUUUUGCAGCCAAUUUUAAGACAGUGUGGAAAAUGAGGAGAGUCAAACAAUUUUUUGGGGAAGCUUGAUGCACUACCUUGCAAAUAAAAACAGUAAAUUUUCGAUCUUAAAAGCUGCGAAAAAAUUUAGUUUUUGAUGAUUUCGGGAAAAUUUUUGAUCAUUUCUUCAACCUGUGAACUUCCAAAUACAGGGUCUUACAAAAAACGUGAAGGAAAGUGGAAGGCCAUAACUUCCGGCGGAGGCGGCGCAGAGACUUCGUAUUUAAAAUAUGCAUUUUUAAAGGACAUUAGUUUUUGUCCACGAAAUAACAAGCUUUUAAAGUGCAAACUGAGGUCGCUACGACCCUCUGAAGUAGAGGCAUCCCUACCCCGAAAACCGGGUUUUUUCGGUUGAAAAUGAUCGAGAAAUUUCGGACUUUUUCGGUUGGAAAUCGCCAGGAAAUGUCGGAUUUUGAAAAAUGCCUUUAUACUAGUCUGUCGGGAAAAUAAUGGGCAUUCUGUCGCUGUACCGAUCGCGUCGCAUAAAUGAAAAGCAAUUUGAUUUUACCGCGAAGACAAUUCAUUUUAUCGGCGGCGGUGCGAUUUUUUCGGGCAUUGCGCUCGUUAUUUUCCCGACAUAUUCAAAAAACCCCCAAAAUUUAAUCCUGAAACCAUCAAAAAUCAAACUUUCUAAGCACUCUCCAAAUACUCCAAUAACUGACACCCCGGAACCGAUUCGUCUCCCAUAAGCGCGCUUAAGCCCGCAGAUGUUUUCGUUGCCAUUACUGCAUUGGCUUGGAUGAGUGAACUCGGGUAUUUGCGCGCCAUUUCCUUCGGCUCCUUCGGCUGCUUCUCCGAUCCCGUUGGGAUUACCGUUUUUUUUGACAAAGACGGGAAAAGAGGGCGAGGGGAAUUUAUUGGGGACGGUUAUCCGAAUAAAUGUCUUGGCCAUGCGGUUCUGUUUCUGGACAAAGUUCCGCCGGAGGUAAUCGUGUUUCGAGUUUAUGUUAGGUUUUCGAAUUUUCGAGGCGACAAAAACGUAGUAAAGUGGAAAUUUAAGGGCACAAAGAUCUAUUGUUUUUUGAUUAUUAUUCCGUCGGGAAAAUAAUGUGGCUUGUUGUAGAAAACGCGUCUCUAAAAGCCAGAAUUUGAAUUUUUCGUCUUUAUAGACGCAGAGGAAGACUUGACCCAAAAUUAGUUUUUAUCAGUCUGUCGGGAAAAUAAUGUGGAUUUCCCCAGAAAAGCAUCUCUGAACGUCAAAGUUUGAAUUUUUCAUCUUUGUGGGCGCAGAGGAAGACUUGACCCAAAUUUGGGUUUAUAUAGUCUGUCGGGAAAAUAAUGUGGAUUUGUAAAAAAAGUGUUUUUAUCAUUCACCAUACAGUAAACUCGUUGUAUAUAAGUCGCUAUGGUAUAAUUUCUUGGCAUUUUCAGGCCAAUGCACAAAUGGCUAGCGACCGGCUUCAGUGUGGCCUCACUCUUUCUGUUUGUUUUUGUGCUAAUCGCUCAAAACGAAGAUGAUCCGGUUACGUUGGCAACGGUGUCCAGUCGAGAGGGACUUUUUGACGACAGAAAUCGACUGGUCGAUUUGAAAGUAAGAAAUUUUUUUAAAUAAAAAAUGGAGAUUUUUCGAUUUUUUUUUGAAAAAAAAUUAAUUUUUAUUCGUUUUUUAUUUUUGAAAAAUUUAAAAAAAAAUGAAUUUUCCAAUUUUUUUUUUUAUUUUUAAAAAUUUUCGACUUUUCUAUUUUUAUGAUUUUUUUAUUUUUUUAAAAUUUUUUUGAAUUUAUCGAUUUCUUGGAUUUUUAUAUUUUUUUAUUUUUUGAGAGUUUUUGAAAAUUAUAUUUUUUAAAUUUUUUUUUCAAAUUUAAAAAUUUUCGUAUUCAUUUUUCAGGUCGACGGCAAUACAGUGACCUUCCAAACCCCUUAUAAUCGAUCUCAUUCCUCCCCAAAUGACACUUUAAACGUAUUUUUGGUCUUUCAUUCCCACACGGAUCCAGGUUGGCUGCGGACUUUCAACGAGUAUUAUGACGAAAAAGUCGAAAGGAUUCUCGACUUGGCCGUCGAUUUUCUAACUCAGCAUCAAGACGCUAAAUUUAUUUGGUCGGAGAUCUCGUUUCUCAGCGAAUGGUGGGAUCGGGCGAAUGAAACGAGCAAAGAGGCUAUGGUGGAGUAAGUUUAAAAAAGUGAAAAAAACGGCGUGGGCUCAAAAACAUGAUUUUUAAUUGUAGUUACGCAGAAUGAAUGUUUCAAGAAAUUUUGAGCCUGCACGCCAAAUUUGGGCUAAUUCUGAACAGUUUCCGCAAAGUUAUAAGUUGUGGCCAGAAUAAGGAACUUUUACCAAAAAAUGUAGCAUUUUUUUGUAAAUUUUUAUUUUUCAAGUUUUGUGAUGAAAAGUUUCAUGGCUAUUUCUACGGCAGAGCAUAAUGUUUCCAUAAAAAAAGUCUUCUUUCUUCUGAACAAAUCGUCCCAUCCUUUGCAGACUUGUUCAGAACGGCCAACUCGAGCUGACCGGUGGCACUUGGGUGAUGAACGACGAAGCUAUCACUCACUUCGCCGCCUCUAUUGACAACAUUAUUGAAGGGCAUACAUUUGUAAACCAAAAUUUCAAAGUAUUGCCAACAACAAGUUGGUCUGUCGAUCCUUUCGGGCAUGGCAGUACGAUGCCGUAUUUGUUGGGCAGAGCGGGCGUUGACAACUUGGUUGUGGGGAGGCUGAGUAAGCACGUCAAGGAGCAGAUGAUCCGGAGAGGAGCGCUGAAGUUCUUGUGGAAAGAGCCUUGGAGUGAGGUGAGUUUUUUUUUGGAUAUCAGUCUGUCGGGAAAAUAAUGAGCACUCUUUCGCAUCAAAACUUGCAUCGCAGCCGAGAAAAUGAAUUGUGUCGCGACAAAGUCAAAUUGCUUUUCAGCUCGACCUCCGAUUGGCGCAGCGACAUUGUGUUUUCUAUUUUUCCUACAGACGGUUGUUUCUACAAAACGCAAGCUAAGAGGAUCGCAUAUGUCCAAAAAGAAACUAUUCUAUUAAAAAUUUGUGCCAAUUUUCGUCAAAAUCUGAGCAUCGCGCUUGGAGCAAUUUCAACGUUAAUCUAGAUCUCUGUUUGUAGUUCCACCAAAAUCUAUAUGGCCUAUAGAUUUUGGGGUAGUCACGUUUUCUACAGGGUGUUUCAAGAAAUUUGGCAGAAACUAGUUGCGAAUAUUUUUGAGCUCUUGCUAGUUAUCGCAGAAAUUCUUUUUGUUUCUGAAACUUGACAGCGGGCGGUUUUGUACUGAACAAAAAAAAAAUUUUUUUCGUCGGCGGAGAGGCCAGUUCUCGGCGGAGGCAUUUGGGGCCUUUUUUAAAAAUCACACCUUAUUACAUCGUGGAAACUCUGUUACAGUGGCCAAAAUCAUGCUUACGUUAAACCUCCGUGGAUUUUGCGGUAUGCUUUUUUUGCGUUUUCGAUUUUACGCAACAUCCGCGGAGGCGCGACGGAGACCGCAGAUUUCGGCGGACUUUGUUUUGGGCCCUCGGUUUUUGCAAAUCCAUGUUGGAAAAAAGGUUGGGGCGAUUUUUUGUUGUCAUCCGAUGCACAGAGGGCAAAAAUUUUGUACUUUUUUCCCCCGGCGGAGCAUUCGGCGGAGGCUUUCUCAAAGGGUCAAAACAAAAUUUUGACUCUUUUGAUAAAGCCUCCGCCGAAACCUCCGCCGAUGUGUCCGCCGGAUCAAAAAAUAAGAAAAAUGGUGUUGCUGUGAUGGAUUCUUGUAGCUGAGUUUUUUCCCGGACUCCUAAGACUGUUCUGACCCUUUGGUAAAGCCUCCGCCGAAUCCUCCGCCGGGGAAAAAAGUGCGAAAUUUUUGCAUCUGUGCAUCGGGUGACAACAAAAAAUCACCCCACACUUUUUUCCAACCUGAAUUGAAUGAUCCAAAGGCUCAAAACGACGUCCGCCGAAACCUGAGGUCUCCGCCGUGCCUCCGCGGAUGAGCGAAAAUCGAAAACAAAAAAAGCAUACCGCAAAAUCCACGGAGGUUUAACGUAAACAUGAUUUUGGCCACUGUAACAGAGUUUCCACGAUGUAAUAAGGUGUGAUUUUUAAAAAAGGCCCCAAAUGCCUCCGCCGAGAACUGGCCUCUCCGCCGACGAAAAAAAUUUUUUUUUGUUCAGUACAAAACCGCCCGCUGUCAAGUUUCAGAAACAAAAAGAAUUUCUGCGAUAACUAGCAAGAGCUCAAAAAUAUUCGCAACUAGUUUCUGCCAAAUUUCUUGAAACACCCUGUACAGUAUAUCGGGAAAGCAAUGAGCACAAUGUUGCUUCGUCGAUUGCGUGAAAAGCAAUUUAAUUUUGCUGCGACACAAUUUAUUUUUUCCCGGUGGCGAUGCUAUUUUAGAUGCGACAGAGUGCUCAUUACUUUGCUCUAAAAAUUGCCGCAACUUCUUGCCUAAGCUUCAACUUGCUCCACAUUUCACUGUUACUUGCAUUUUCAGGAUGACCGAGCUGCUCUUCCUCUGAUCAGCUCGCUUCCUCGAACCUACUACACGACUGCCGACGCCUGUGGGCCAGAUGGCCAGGUUUGCUGCCAAUUUGAUUUUGGUCCGUCCGCCAGAUCCGAUUGUUUUCAUCGAUUUGAGCCGUCGAACGUCUCAACGCCGGCUUUGUAUGUCUUAUGUAGCCACCUCGCUUUUAGUCAUCGUUUUUAUAACUUACUAUAACCUUUUUCAGCGCCAAAAAGUUGGUUAACCAAUAUCGAAAGCUUCAAGAAUAUUAUCGAUCGUCCUCGUUGCUCGUCCCAAUCGGCGAUGAUUUUUUCUUCUCCAAUCCCGCCGAUUGGACGGAGAAUUACGAGAAUUACAAGGUCUUGAUGGACUUCAUCAACAGCCACAAGGACUUCAAUAUGAAGGUAAGAUUAAAAGCUGGAUCAAAAGAAUGAGUUUGUCGGGAAAAUAAUAUGGAUUUGUCGCUGAAAAGCGUCUCUGGACGUCAAAACUUGAAUUUUCGUCUUUGUGGGCUCAGUAGAAGACUUGACCCAAAAUUGAGUUUAUAUCCGUCUGUCGGGAAAAUAAUGUGGAAUUGUCGCUAAAACUCGUCUUUGAACUCCUAAAUUCGAAUUCUGAUCAUUGUGAGUUCAGAGGAAGACUUGACCUAAAAUUUAUCUUGGCCUGUCGGGAAAGUAAUGUGGAUUUGUCGCAGAAAAGCGUCUCUGAACGUCGAAAUUUGAAUUUUCCGUUUUUGUGGGUUUAGAGGAAGAGUUGACCCAAGGUUGGGUUUAUAUCAUCUGUCGGGAAAAUAAUGUGGAUUUGUCGAGAAAAUGUCUCGCCUUGUCGCAGACGCGCAUCCUAUCUCCAGCCACGGCCACCGCGCCACAAACCUUCAUUACUUUUCCGACAGACUAAUCUAAACCCAAUUUUGGGUCAAGUCUUCCUCUGAGCCCACAAAGAUUACAAUUGAAAUUCGGAUGUUCAAAGACGCUUUUCUUCGGCAAAUCCACAUUAUUUUCCCGAAAGACUGAUAAGUAUGUAUAUAUGCGAUUUUAGAUCCAAUUCGGAACCGUCGACGACUACUUCAAAUCCCUGGCCGCCACUGAAAACAAAGCCUUGUACCCCGUGGUGGACGGGGACUUCUUCCCCUACACCGAAGACUUUGAUGGGCCUUUCCCAUAUUGGACGGGCUACUAUGGCCAUCGGCCCUUCUUCAAGAAGCUGGAGAGAAUUGUUGAGGUACGGAUGAAAGGAUUAUUUUUUGAAAAUCAGCGGGCGUUUUUUUUUGGAUUUUUUCUUAAAAAUUUUUCAAUUUUUCGCAUUUUUUUGGUUUUUUUUGUAGAAUCUUUUGAUUUUUCUAUAGAUUUUUUUUGAUUUUUUGACAUUUUUUUGUUUUUUUCAAAUUUUUUUUUAUUUUUUUCAAAAAAAAUUUGAUAUUUUUGAAAAUUGCUGAAUUUUCCUGCUUUUUUUGAUAGUUUAUUGUAGAAUUUUUGGGAUUUUUCACAUUUUUUUGGCUUUUUGGAUUUUUAAAAAAAAAAAUUUUUUUUAGAAUUUUUACAUUUUUUCAAAAAAAAAUUUUUUUAUUUUUUUCACUUUUUUAAUUUUAAUUUUUUUUUUCUUAUUUUUUCAAAUUAUUUUAUAUUUUUUACCAACUCUUCCCCCUUUCAAACCAUCACAUUUCCAGAGCCAACUCCAUCUUCUGGACUUUCUUCUAGUCCGCUCCCAAAUGUUCAAAUCGAUUGACCAACUCCAGCCCCAUCGCCGGACCGUAUCUCUGGUUCAGCAUCACGAUGCGAUUACGGCGACCUCUCGACCUCACGUGAUGACUGAUUACGAGGAUCGGCUGUUCAAUGCGUCAAUUCACAUUCAAAAACUGGAAGCGGCCGUUUGGGCGAGUCGAAUGAGCAAUGUGAAAAACGUGGAGAUUUUGUUUUAUCAGCGGGGUCGCGCCGUGAUUUUCGAUGAGAAAAUGAGAGGGUAAGGGUUGUUCUGCGAUAUAUUGUUGAUUUUGGGAUCGCGUUUUGCAGAACAGCCGAGAUUUUUUUAUCCAAAGUUGGCAAAAAAUUGGAUAUUUUUAUGCAAAUUUUGGCACGAAAAAUUUCGUGGCUAUUUCUACCGUAUAGUGUAAUAUUUCCACAAAAAAUCAGUUUUUUCCAUGCUCUCUUGUCAGCAAAAACAAUAUUGGUGAAUAUCUCGGCUCCCACUGCGUUUUAAGAGCUCAAAUUUUCAGGAAUUUAUAUAUUUAUGGAUUUUCAUAAAGUGCAUAGACACGGGCCGUGACACAUGUCUAUACAUAUAGUACAGGGUGGAUCAGCUAAGUUCGCAGAUGUAAAAUGCUUACAACUUUUUAUAGGAUUGUUCAAUUUUUAUGAGCAAUAGCUCAUUUUAUUCCUUAGUAGUUACCAUUUUGUUUAAAAGAAAGAUCAUUAAAAAUGAUCAAUCCUACGUCGAGUUAUGACCCUUCAAAGUCAAACAUGUAUAUCAAAAAAUCAUCCAUUUUCAGCACCUGGCUGACGAUUUACAACCCUCGAACUUUCGAUGUGAACGAGAAGAUAACCUUACGAGUAAACUCCCCAAAUGUUGUUGUCCGCUCAUUCCAUGGCAGUCCAAUUGAAGCCCAGCUUCUCCCACUUCUCAUCAUUGAUGAGUGGAAGGCGGAUUCAGCCUACCUUGAGGUCGUAUUUUACGUCGAAUUGAAGGCCUUGGAAUCGAAGAAAAUUUGGAUGGAAAUGGGUGAAAAUCGACCGGAGAGCACUGUGAUGUCUUCGAUUUAUACUGAUGAAAAGAUUGAGUGAGUAAACAAAUUAUUUUAAUAUAAGUCAAUAAAUUUUUCAGCAGUAUUUUUGAGACAAAACCGCUGCCAAAUGGAACGUUCGAAUUCGAAAAUAAUGAGCUGGUCGUGGUAAUGGAAGACGGAUAUGUUCAGGUAUGUUUCACUAACAUAAAAAAAGUCAAAUAGAAGUAGCGAGAAAGCAUCGCAAAAUUUUGUGAAUUUUAGUUUUAAUUUUUGGGAUUUUUUGAUUUUUUUGAGUUUUAAAAUCAUUUUUGAUUAGUUUUUAAAUUUGACAUCAGUUUCUUUUCAGAUCACCAUGCCUAGGUGUCUAAUUUUGAUAAUCUUUAGUUUGAAAUUUUUGAGAUUUUUUGAUUUUUUUGAAUUUUAAUUUUUUCGUUUUUAAAAUCAUUGUAACAAGCGAAGUACUACCCUAAGUGCGACGCUGAGAUUUUCUUUCAAUUUUGCACGCAUAUCGGGCAUGAACUAAAUAUCAAUUCCUGAAAGUUUUAGUUCGCGCUUUGCAAGGGCCGCCGAGAUAUUGAACGAUCUUUGCCGCCGAGAGAGCAUGCUAACCUCGGAGAGCGGUCGGAGGGAAAAACAUUUUUUGGUCAUAAUUUCGCUAGUUUUGUGCGGAAAAAAUUAAUUUUUUUGUGUAAACAUUACCCUCGAUGUUAGAAAUAGGCAUGAAAUUUUUUGUGUCGAAAUUCGACAAAAAGUCCUAAAUUUUGGCCGAUUUUUGAUCGAAAAAUCUCGGUUGUUUCUGCAAAGCGCGGGCUAGGACUCUGGCAUGUUUUAGAAAAAAAUAUUCUAAAUUUGUGCCAAGUUUCAUCAAAACCUGGGCGUCGCACUUGUGGUACUUCCCUUGUAAAUUCAUUUUAGUAAAUUUUUCGUUUAAAAUUUUGGCGAUUUUUUUAACAAUUUUAAAUUUUUUCUUUUUUUUCUUUUCAAAUUUUUCAAUUUGAAAAAAUGUUUAUUUAAUUAUUAAAUUUUUCAUAUUUUCUCUUCAGAAAAUGCUCAACAAGCACACUGGAAAAGAAGAGCCCCUUGAAAUUUCCUACUCCUUCUACUCCGACAUGGGCGGAGCCUAUGUUUUUGCGCCAAUGAGCAAAGAAAAGCCCAUAGUCUUGAACCGAACCCUCGCCAAUCCAAUCUACAUUUCUGGCCCGCUAAUCACUCGGGCCUACUCGCAUAUCCGAUCAGAAUUAUUACCCAAACUACACUCACAUCAGGUUUUCGAGUUCGAGAAAAAAUCGAGAAAUCUCGAUUUUGCGUUGGAAUUAUUCUCAAAUGUCGAGGAAAUUGGCGACUCAACGAUCGUGAUGAAUGUGAAAACGGAGAUUUGGAACGGUGACAGUGUCUAUACGGAUGUGAAUGGGUUGUUUUUGAGGGAACGGAGAAGGUUUGAGUGAGUUUGAAGUUUUUUUUUUUAAUUUUGGGGGAUUUUGCAUGGUGCAGUGGAUGAAUUUUUGUGGAAUUUUUCAAAAAUUAUUUUUAAGCCCCAAAUUAUUUCUAAAUUUUUUAUUUUUUUGUAUUUUUUCAAAAAAAUUUGAAAAAAAAUCCAAAAGAUUCCAAGAAAAAAGUCGGUUUUAUAUUUUUAAUUACAUUUGGCCAAGCCAAAAAUCAUUUUUGCCAAAAAUUUUUUAUUCUGCACUUCAAAAAUGUAAAAAAAAUUUUUUUUUUUGAAAUUAAAAAAAUUUCCAUUUUUCAAAAAAAUUUCUGCAAAACGCGACAUAAAGACCUUGAAUAUGCCUUACUUUAUUGAAAUAGGGUUGUUAAUAGGAUUAAAAGGCAUUAUAAGAAGUUUAAACGAGAAAUUGGUUUGAUUUUGAGGCUCUCUGAAAUGACAUAAACUUUCGUUUUUUGCAAAUUUUUUAUCGAAUUUUGUCGAAAAUUAUAUUAUUCUUGUUAAAAAAUUGAUAAAAGACUUAAAUUUUUUUUUCAGAUUCGCUCAAACCCCCUCAGCCAAUUAUUUCCCGGCAGCGACCGCGGCUAUGAUCCAAGACAAGACCAGUCGAUUGUCAGUCUUAUAUGGGCAACCGACUGGAGUCUACACACCAAAACGGGGCCAAAUCCAGUUCUUUGUGGAUCGAACUUUGAGUGGCGACGAUGGAAAAGGACUCUCUUAUGGGGACGCUUCGUAUGUAAGUGCAGCAAAAUACUGCUAUAAUUAUGCUAUGCGUAUUUUACAACCAAAAUGCAUGUGAAAAAGAUUUUUAAAAUGGAUACUUUUGGAUACUUUUCAAAAAAAAAUUGGAUACUUUUGGAUACCUUUCUAAAAAUUCACGUAAAAUCAAGUCUUAUGGGUUUCGAUGAGACACGACGCUACAGUGUGGGACCUAAUCCAAUGGCCAAAAACGUACCAUUUUGGAUCCGGGAAGUAUCAAAAAUGUGGCAAAAUACCUCCCUCUCCAAGUGAAAAAAAAACUUCAUUUUGAAAGGCGCGCUCUUUUUCCUCAAAAAAAGGGCGGGCGCGCUUUUGAAAUCGGAGUUUUUUCACUUGGAGAGGGGGGUAUUUUGCCACAUUUUUGAUACUUCCCGGAUGCAAAAUGGUACGUUUUUGCCAUUGGAUCAGGUCCCCCACUGUAAAUGAUGCUUGGCGCUAAACAAGCCAGUAAUUUUGUAAGAGAAAUGUAAAGUUUUUAGCUCGAAACGGCCAAGUUUUUUAGGGCAAAAUUUCAAAAAUUUAAUUUUUUUUUUAUUUUUGCGGCAUAAAAAUUUUAGCGUUUGUUGGAAAUGAAAGAGUAAAAUUUCUCUAUACAAACUUAUUUUUUCGCACAAAAACCACAAAGAUACAGUUGAAAAAAUUAAAAUUUUUCUCUGACCGUCUCUCCUCAUUUUCCAUAGUCUCUCGUCUGCAAAGACUGGUGAAUAUCUCGGAUAUCCCUGCGUUUUAAAAGCUAAAAUUUUCGGGAAUUAAUCUACCAUCUAUAAGAACCAUCCUGGCCAAAUUUCAGACAAAAAUCAAAUUUUUUCCAAAAAAAUUUUUUAUUUUCCCCAAAAAAAUCAAAUUUUACCCAAAAAUUUUGCAGAGUGAGCCAGCUAAGCUGAAAUACCGUUUCCAAUGGGAAGAACGCUACAUAACGCAUGCGAAUCCGACCACUUUAUACCAUUCGCGGAGGACUCAUCAAGCGAUGACGUCAUUAUUAUCGUCAGUUUCGAUUCACAAUUCGCAGAAAUCGGAGAGAAAAUUCGACACACAGGAAUGGCCAUGUGAUUUGGAGAUGAUCAAUGUGCGAUAUUUGAAUUCGACGAGGUUUGCGAUCACGUUUAGGAAGUUGGAAUUUGACAGCAGUGUAGUGCAUGCGGGGAAAUGCGAGACAAAUGUGGUAAGAUUUUUUUUUUGAUUUUUUUUUUUUUUUUGAGAUUUAUUGACAACGAAAUUUUAAAAACAAAUUUAAAUUGAUGAGAUAGCCACCGAGAUUUCUCAUUGUGACCAAUAUAUGGCUCGGGACUUACAAAUCUUUGUGUGUCCAAAAAAUGUGUCAUCAUGACACGUGUUUAAAAUCUGCCAGUGGCAUAAAAACCGGCUGUAUAUGGAUAACAAUACACCCUAGAGCACGUCGAAAAAAUUGCGGGCGUUGCAAAGCUCCCUGACGCAGAAAAAAUCCAGAAAAUGCGUCAUAUAAAUUAGAAAACUUGUCAUCCAAACUGCGCGUUUCAAAAAAUUUAAACUCAAAUUUUUUUAUGGGCACUAGGGAGUAUUACAAACCAUAUACAGCCGUUUUUUAUACUACGGGCACAUUUAAACAGGUGUAAUCAUGACACAUUUUCUGGACACACAAAGAUUUGUCAUCAGUCUGUCGGGAAAAUAAUGAGCACUCUGUAGUAUCAAAAAUCCCAUAUUAGCCGAGAAAAUGAAUUGUGUGGCGGCAAAAUCCAAUUUCUUUUCACUUCAGCGACGCGAUCUGCGCAGCGACAUUGCGCUCACUAUUUUCCCGACAGACUGA